UGGCCGCCGCCCGCUGCCGGUGCUACUAAGUGGCUGUCUGGGUACCCGGUCUUGGCGUACCUUCUCUGGCGGCUAGGUCUCCCGGUCCGUGGCGCAUGGGUCUCCUCCGAGGCGGGCUCCCAUGCGCUCGGGCCAUGGCGCGCCUGGGUGCUGUGCGCUCCCACUACUGCGCGCUGCUGCUGGCCGCGGCGCUUGCGGUCUGUGCCUUCUACUACCUAGGCUCGGGCCGGGAGACCUUCUCCAGCGCCACCAAGAGGCUGAAGGAGGCCCGCGCCGGGGUCCCCGCCGCGCCCUCGCCACCCGCGCCGGAACUGGCACGCGGUUCCUUGGCGCCGAUGCUGGGUGCCAAGGCCAAGAGCCUGGAGGUCGGUGGGACGGUGCCGGUGGACUACCACCUGCUGAUGAUGUUCACCAAGGCGGAACACAAUGCCGCGCUGCAGGCCAAGGCCCGCGUCGCGCUCCGCUCCCUGCUGCGUCUCGCCAAGUUCGAAGCUCACGAGGUGCUUAAUCUGCACUUCGUGAGCGAGGAGGCCAGCCGCGAGGUGGCCAAGGCCCUGUUGCGGGAGCUGCUGCCGCCUGCCGCCGGCUUCAAGUGCAAGGUCGUCUUUCACGAUGUUGCCGUGCUGACGGACAAGCUCUUCCCCAUCGUGGAGGCCAUGCAGAAGCACUUCAGUGCCGGCUCAGGGACCUACUACAGUGACUCCAUCUUCUUCCUCUCGGUGGCCAUGCACCAGAUCAUGCCCAAAGAAGAGGGGCCUGGAGUUGAAGAUCCCCACGGAGCACAUCAAAGCCCAGUGAAGAGUUUGAGUUCUGUUUGUGGGGCUGUGGUCAGGGAGCCAGUAUUGGAUGGUUUGGAAGAGGAGAAUGACAAUCUGGGGAGCAGCUCUGCAGCGGCUUUCAAGUCCCGGCACACUUACAAUAAGAUCCCGCGGAUAAUUCAGCUGGACCUAGACCUAAAGUACAAGACCAACAUCCGGGAAUUGUUUGAGGAGUUUGACAAUUUCCUGCCAGGCGCCAUCAUUGGCAUCGCAAGGGAGAUGCAGCCAGUGUAUAGGCAUACAUUCUGGCAGUUCCGCCAGGAGAACCCCAAGACCCGGGUUGGGGGCCCUCCCCCCGAGGGGCUCCCUGGCUUCAACAGUGGGGUGAUGCUGCUGAACCUGGAGGCCAUGCACCAGUCCCCUCUCUACAGCCGCCUAUUGGAGCCGGCGCAGGUGCAGCAGCUGGCCGACAAGUACCACUUCCGAGGUCACCUCGGCGACCAGGACUUCUUCACCAUGAUUGGCAUGGAACAUCCGGAGCUCUUCCAUGUGCUGGACUGUACCUGGAACCGGCAGCUUUGCACCUGGUGGAGGGACCACGGCUACAGUGACGUCUUCGAGGACUACUUCCGGUGCGACGGCCAUGUCAGGAUCUACCAUGGAAACUGCAACACCCCUAUCCCAGAAGUCUAGGUACAUCCUCACCUGCCAUGCCCUCGGGCCUCUGCCUCUGAAGGAAGGAAAAGGAUGCCUCUGGGACCAGAGGUGGUGUCUGAACCCCUUGAGAGACACUGCAGGGACACCCUUGUGAUCAGGUGCUGUAGCUCUUCCACCCCAUGGGUCACUGUCCUGAGGCCACCCAGUGACAAGGACUGGCCUGCAUGUUCUUGGUGCUUGGGGCCUUUCCCUUCCAGGGGGACAGGCAUCACAAAGGACACACACUCAGACAGCAUCCGGUGGGCUAGGAAACAGGUGUUUGAAGAGAAGGAAAGAAAGGAAACAGUGUCCUUUGCCUUCAGUCUCUGAGGAAUGGAAAUCCUUUUCGGAACCAGGCUUCCUUGGACCAAACAUAAAUUUAUUUUUAAAUUGAUAGGCUUCCAUUUUGCAAGAGAGCACAAACAGCACAGCCGCGGCUCCCAGUGAGCUCUGAACCAGUGGGCCAGGGUUUUCACAGCCGGCCCAGAGUUUAAGCAUCCACACAAAUGCCCACCUUCCACAUGUGCACCCCAGGAGGCUACAUGCUCAUGUUGCAUGCUGCAGGUGUAAAGAUUGCCACCUCUCUGGGGAGGGCCUUCAGCACCAGCAGUGGCCCACAUCAGAAAGCUGAUCUCAUUACUGUAGCCUUUACAGCUCUUACCGCCCAGCUGCACCACAGAACCUCAUUAUCCCUUAUUCAUGCAAGCCAGCUCCAGAUGACCAGGCUGUGCUGGGAAAUCAAAUCCUCCAUCAAAAGAACAGAGGUCGGCCCUCCCCAAGGACCUGCAGUGGAUUUGUCUGGACUGGGAAGACUCAUUCCCAAGGGGAGCCAAGCCUGCUCACGUGUAUCUGUGUGGCUUAGACGGGCUGUCGCUCGUAGAUUUAUAGGCAUUCUAGUCUCUGUUUUAAAAAAUCAUCCUCCUGACUUCCUCAUUGCACCAUGUCAGACCCUGGACCUUAGAAGAAAUUAAGAUAUUUCUUAAUUUCUUCUUACCUUAGAAGAAAUUAAAAUAUUUCUUAAUUUUUUCUUUUCAUGAGUUCCCUUGUAAGUAAGCUACAAACAGGAAACUCCUGGGGAUCCAGUUUGUAGAGUCCAGCUGAAUUCCUUGGGGAAGAAGGGUUGGAUUUUCAACAUACGUUAUUUCAAUUUUAUUUACUUUUUUAUUUCUUUUUGCCAUGAGUGAGAAUAGCUAAUAAAUAAUCUUUGAGAACA
This is a messenger RNA of Hipposideros armiger (great roundleaf bat), 2667 nucleotides long. RefSeq names its product xyloside xylosyltransferase 1 (gene XXYLT1). Bases 96 to 1451 code for a protein of 451 amino acids. The transcript has 5 exons. Gene Ontology annotation, cellular component: endoplasmic reticulum membrane. The record is from RefSeq and is a predicted model, not a curated record. Gene Ontology annotation, biological process: protein O-linked glycosylation via N-acetylgalactosamine. Lineage: Eukaryota; Metazoa; Chordata; Mammalia; Chiroptera; Hipposideridae. Gene Ontology annotation, molecular function: xylosyl alpha-1,3-xylosyltransferase activity.